CCAGAGGACACCACCAUGCACUCCGUGGGACUCAGAGCCAGCUCGGGGGUUCCUCAUCCCGCCCCAAGGCAGCGCAGGGCCGAAUCCUGCCCCGUGACUCACAGCCUGGUUAAUCAUUUACCUCCUCCACCUGCAGCCUCAGCCAGUGUCACUCCUGCUGCUCCUGUGGCUGAGGGGACCGUGGCUCACUGUCUGCCCACAGCUGGAUCUGAGGAGGACUCCGGCCAGAGUUGUGGGGCUCCCAGCCCACAGCCCCCCGUGAGCAGCACCCAGGGCAGUAGUGAGACACAGGGCCCUCAGGCCAGGCUGGAGGGCGCCCGGGUUAGCAUGACCGAGGUGGAGCCGGUGCUGGAUUUCGCAUCCUCAGGGAGGACUGGACGCCGCAAUGCCCUACCUGACAUCCUGGGCUCACCGGCAGGCGUCAGCCCCUCUGACCUGCCCCUCAAACUGGCCGAGAUGUCCCUGAGUGCAGGCAGCUCCCAGGAGAUGCAGUCACCUUCUGCAGAAGUUCCCCCACCGCAGCCCCAAAGCCCGGAGCUGAAGGACACGUCCUAACCCUGCUGGGGGACUGAGCAGUGGGGUGAGGACGCUGCGGAGCAUCCGCAUCGCUGCCCUUGUGCCAUGCAGCGAGAGCAUCGCCUGCAGGAGAGGAGCCACGUGGGGACCUGUGGGGACAAAGGGACACUUCACUCCCACGCAGGGCAAGGAUGGGGACGUUCAUCCCACAGGAGGACACUUUUCUUCCAGAAGCGAGCGGCCAGGGGGGGCCUAUGCCAUGAGCAGCCCAGGGGGUCUGAGUGUUGUUCACUGUGAUGUUUUGGGUACCA
Molecule: messenger RNA, 827 nt
Organism: Tympanuchus pallidicinctus (lesser prairie-chicken)
Lineage: Eukaryota; Metazoa; Chordata; Aves; Galliformes; Phasianidae
Product: transcription initiation factor TFIID subunit 4-like
Exons: 4
Coding region: 16-555 (179 amino acids)
Biological process (GO): negative regulation of cAMP-dependent protein kinase activity
Cellular component (GO): nucleus; cytoplasm
Molecular function (GO): cAMP-dependent protein kinase inhibitor activity
Source: RefSeq, a predicted model, not a curated record